AUGGCAACCCCUAACUUCAAUACAACACCAAGAGUUAGCCUCCCGGUCGACAGUGGACCGUCGUUCAAUACAACACAGCCUCAUGCCCCAGCUUCGACCACUGCUCUUAGUAGCAGCAUUACUUCAACCACCCCCAUCAAUACGCCGACCACGCUCCAGCGCCAACCUUUCUUUACAGUAACACGUAAAGAAGGGCCGGUGGAGGAGUUUCUCGCGUUUCAGAGCAUCAUCUUUCUGCCUGAGUUUUCCAAACACUCUUUCGAAGAGGUUCGUCUGGCAGAUUAUGAGAAAGGCGCUGGACCAAUCGUGAAUAACAGUAGGCGAGGCCUCUUUGGUGGAAGUGGCUUUAGAGGAAGCAUGUUCGAGCAAAAAAGCUUUGCAGGGUCUGGUGAUGCAGGAAGCAGAAAUACUUUCAGUGGUAUUGCCUCAGGCAAAACCGGCGGAAUGAGUACAAACCCUCCAGCAUCUUCGACUUUGGAUGAGAGUAGUCCUCCGCUAGCCAAGCGCCUUAAAUACGGCGACAAUGACAUCUUCAAAGUCCUUGUCGGAUCUAAAAAGGUGUCAUUCAACGUCCACAAAAACUUCGUUUGUGGAGUGUCCCCAUUCUUUCAUGGCACUUGCAACAGUCUGUCCAAAGAAGGGCUGAAAGACGAAGUCUAUCUCCCCGAGGCAGAUCCCGAAGUAUUUGAUGCUUUCAUGGAGUGGGUUUACACGGGCAAAGUCAAGUUUUCAGCGUGGCCCAUUAACAAAACUUCUAAACCAGAAUGCAAUGCAUGGUGGUCGUUCGGGACGAAGUUGUAUCUGCUUGCCCACUACCUUCAGUGUACGACAUUCGGAAACGCUGUCAUAGAUUCGAUAAGCCGCGCCGUGACAAACAAACAGGUCAUGCUCUUCCCAGGACCCAAUCUCAUCGACUUGCUCUACAAGUCGACCCCAGGAGAUUGUGGACUUCGAAGAAUUUUCGUUGCACUGAAUGUAUGGAGAUCCGGCGCUGGGUACUGGAGAGGGGAUGACGAAUGGAGGACACGCCUCAGCGGCUUGCCAGUUGAGUACUCCAACGACCUAGUCGUUCAGUUGUUGAGGAGAAACCAUCAAUUUGAUCAAAACCCCUUUGCCGGAGAUACAGCUUGUCAUGUCUUCAGGGAUAAAGAGCUUGGUUCUCAGGCGGUCGAAUAA
Messenger RNA from Endocarpon pusillum Z07020, 1176 nucleotides. RefSeq lists its product as uncharacterized. The coding region runs from base 1 to 1176 and encodes 391 amino acids. The record is from RefSeq and is a predicted model, not a curated record. Gene Ontology annotation, molecular function: protein binding. The transcript has 3 exons. NCBI's taxonomy places the organism in Eukaryota, Fungi, Ascomycota, Eurotiomycetes, Verrucariales, Verrucariaceae.